AGUGCUUCAUACAUCUAUCUGGAGUCAGCACGAGUUGCACCACAAUAUUGUUUAAUAAUUGACUGGACAUGUCAUUUUACGUUGUUUUUACGCACCCUUGGCAGGGCUUAGGUGUUAUGGCCCAAGCCACUGGAAAAUGUUUACAUGAAUUGAGUUAUCUGAUGCUUUUUAUAUAAAAUGCACAUAAUUAUACCCUAGAGUUUGAGAGUUUUCCAGGAAAGGCAGAGGAAAAAGUUUGUAUUGUUUCCAAAGCCCGAAGCUUCAGCCCCCACCGGGCCGAGGAAGGAGGCGACCUCCAGCUCAGAGCACCUGUCGAAACUGGGGGCGUGCCUACUGUCACAGCGGGCGUAGCUUCUCCUCACAGGUGCAGGGGGAAGGGCGGCCACUCCAGCGUCGCGCAGCCGGAACAUUCAGCGAUGUUUACUGCUCGCACAGUAAUGCUUUCGUGGGAUAAAGUGCUUCAAAAUUCUGAAGGCGACGGAGACAGAGGGACAUAAAAACUCUAGAAGGAGCAGAACAUCGCGCGUCGCCUGGCUCUUUGCUUGUUGAGCGUGUACAUCAGGACAACCGCUCCUGCGCGGUGCAAAUGUCAGCUCAAGCUCACAGUUGCGCAUCGGAACCAAACCGGAGGCGAUUUACACACAGCCCAGUUAUACUCGUCCCAGUUUGUCGUUUUCACCUUUCGCGUUUUCUCUAGAGUUUUGUCUUUUGGGACAGACUUGUGAGCUUGCCCCCGACCAAAGGAUAAUCGUGCGGAAAUAACGGAAUUGUUUUGGAGGAUUGUACUUCUGAGGCAACAGGACGGGCGGGCACACAGACUGCAUGUCGGGCGAUGGAGAUGCUGACUUCUGGGAAACUUAGCGCCUUGCUGUCAUUGCUGCUGAUUUGGGCUUUUACAGGUGAUUCCCAAAGAGUGGAGAUUCCACGCAAGGACAUGGAGGUGAUCGAGGGACAGACGGUGGUUCUGCAAGCCUGGUACACCCCCACCUCUGAAAUUUCAAAGAACACCGUCAUCUGGAACUUCAUGGCCAACGACUCCACGCAGGUGAUAUCGUACUCCUCGGGCCAGAUCGGGAUCGGCAGCCCCGAGUUCCGGAAGCGCGUGGGCUUCUCGCUCACCAUGCCCUCCACCAACCUAUCCAUCUUCAUCAACCACACGCAGGAGGCCGACUCGGGCCGCUACCUGUGCAACGUCAUCAUCCCCGGGGCGCCGGGCCUGUCCGGGGAGCUCCGCCUCAGCGUUAAGGUGCCGCCGUCGGUCCCCGUGUGCGAGAUGACGGGACAGCCGGUCCUCAGGGGGAACGUCACGCUCAGCUGCCGGUCCAGCGCCGGCAAACCCGUCCCUCAGUACAAGUGGACCAAGAGCGCGCCCCUGUCUGAGGUGUUCUUCUCCCCCAUGCAGAAUGAGAAGCUGGGCACCUUGCGGCUGAGUAACCUCACUAAGAACAUGUCGGGGAAGUACGUGUGCAGGGCCAGCAACACAGCCGGCUCGGAGAGCUGCUUCAUCAACCUGGAAGUCUCUGCGUCGAUCAACGCGGGCGUGAUCGCCGGUGCCACGGUGGGGUCUGUGGUGGGCUUCGUGGCCAUCGUGCUCUUCCUCGUCUUCAUCCUGAGGAGGAAGAAGGACACGGAGGAGGACAUGUCCAACGACAUCAAAGAGGAUGCUCAGGCUCCCAAACGGGUAUCGUGGGCAAAGAGCGGCACGGGCUCCGACAUUGUCUCCAAAAACGGCACGCUGUCAUCCAUCGCCACCAGCCCGCCCCCACAGGAUCUCCAACGACACCAUCACCAGAACCACCAGCAGCACAACCACCACCACAACCACCACCAGCAGCACAACCACCACCACCAUCACCAGCAGCACAACCACAACCACCAGCAGCACAACCACUUCCCCCACCGCCCGGCCUCUGACACCGCCUCCAUCACCACGGCAACCGGGAGCAUGACGGGCUUCCAGGUCCGGCCAGGGGAGCAGAACCCCCUGCAGGGCCUCCCCGGGUACCACGCCCCGGGCUCCACGUCCCGGGGGUCCCUGAGCCCCAGCAGCAGCUCCCUGCACAGAACUGAGGGGCCCCAGGCCCAGCCCCCGGCCCAUCGCCCCGCCCCCGUCCCCGUCGGCGUCACCGCGUCCAAUCUCUCCCGCAUGGGGGCGGUGCCUGUCAUGGUGCCCGCCCAGAACCAGGCGGGCUCUCUGGUGUAGAGCACCGGUAAACCUAUCCGGUAAACUAACUGUACAGAACCAAAACACUGAAGGACAUAACAAAAAAAACAUUUUAAGAAUUUUUCAUGCUUACCGGAAUAUUAAAAAAAAUUAUUAAGUGAAUAAAACCAGAAGUACACUCUUAAAGUUCCAUAAGACUAUAAAGCAAUGUCACAAUUAUGUCAUUUACUUUAUUGAAGAAUAUACAAAAUUAUAUGGUUUGUAUAGUUUGCUUUUUUAAUAUAUUCAAGAUAUACUAAAAUGUAUAAAUAUUUAAUACUGUUCUGCAGUAUCUUUUUACAAAAUGUAUCAUUUUUGUUGUUUUUUUUUUUACAAGCUGAAUUCCAGUGCUGGUUUUAUAAACUACUGGAGUGGCUCAUAUAGGGUUGAGAAAGGAAUGCCGUUUACUGAUCAACACUGCAGCAUACAAUGUCCUCACCUCUGAACCAUCUCAUUCAGAUCAUUUUUUGGUCCUUGUUAAAAUUUGGGUUCGGUCAUUACUAAAAUGAGGAAAAAAUAUAGCGUAAGAAACGGAGAAGCUACCAUUUGUUCAGUUC
Molecule: messenger RNA, 2760 nt
Organism: Anguilla anguilla (European eel)
Lineage: Eukaryota; Metazoa; Chordata; Actinopteri; Anguilliformes; Anguillidae
Gene: esamb
Product: endothelial cell adhesion molecule b
Exons: 8
Coding region: 833-2203 (456 amino acids)
Biological process (GO): homophilic cell-cell adhesion
Cellular component (GO): adherens junction; plasma membrane
Molecular function (GO): cell-cell adhesion mediator activity
Source: RefSeq, a predicted model, not a curated record